UCCGUCUUCCUCAGUUAAACGGCAACGUUUUCAUUUUCCCUUGAAAUUUGAUGAAAUGAAGCUCUCCGAGAUCUAACAUAGCUUGUUUCUGCCAUUGAUUUCCUCUGGUAAGGUGAGUGAGAAAUUCACCUCCCCCCUUCAUAAAGUAGCUUCAACUAAGGUCGAGGCAUGAAAUUUAAACUUUCCCUAAUCUAAUUCUGGUGUAUGGUGGGGCAAAAAAAAAAAAACAGGUUUGACACUUCCAUAGUGAGUAUAGAGUAAAAUGAGAAGAUUGAGUGUUGAUUAAUAUGGUUUAUUUUACACUCUAAAAUGAGUUGCUCACUUUGAAAGAGUCGAAUUCUUUUAAACAAAUAUCUAUUGUGAGUUAAUUUUUUUUAACAAACAUCAAAGCCUGACACAUCUUAGUUCCAAACCUCCAAAAUUUUGUUUGUGACAUGGAAGAAAAAAACUAUCAGGUGCAGUGAUGAUAUUAUUUAUAAAAAAACCAGGGACAAAUAUUAUCUUACUCUUCUUCUCUUACUGAAUCUACAAUCUUCCAUUUCUCUUUUCAUAAAAAGAUAAAUUGUGUUGUAACUUGUUGUGCCAUUAUGUCGUAUGGGAAACCGGAGUAUAUUGGGGCUAGUUUCGGGAACAUGUAUAUUCCCAACGUGGAUGAUAAGGUUAAAGAACAAAUUAUGGAUGUACUAAGAGUGAGAGACCAAGGAGAAAAUAUAAUUGGAUUAUGCGGGACAGAUAAAAGAGUUGAGCAUUCUGUAAAAACAGCUAUAAGAAGAGCUGAGAGAGAUCAAUUGUUCCAAAAUAUUGUCACAGCAACUGUGACAAAGAAGCCAGACAUUACUAAGAUUCAAACACAAAUUGGUGAUGCAAUAGGUCUUAAUUUUGACAAUAAGACAGAUUUAGCUAAAUCAAAUUAUUGCAUGUGUUUUGGUAAUAACAAAAGAAUAACUAAUGCAGAAACAGCUGUUCUUCUGUGUGCUAAGAUGAAGGAGCUGCAAACAGUACUAGUUGUACUGUAUGAUCUUCAUGGUAGGCUCAAUUUAGGUGAGAUUGGUAUCCCCUUUGGUGAAGAUCAUAAUGGUUGCAAGAUAUUGCUGACAUCCACAAGUCUUGAGGUUUUAUCCGAACAAAUGAAGGUUCAUAAAUUGAUACAAUUACCAGAGACAUGACUCAGUUCUCUUCCAACUAGAGUGUUUGAAGCAAACAUGCACAUCAUUUGGAAAAUACCAUGUUGGAGAGAUUAGAGUCAGACAAGUGCUUUUGUAGGUAUAGAUGAACUAAGACUUAGUUUUUUCUUGUCAAGUGUUUAUGUUUGUAAUCAAAGAGAUGGAUCCAGCUAAUUUUAAUUAUAAGCUUCUAACUAUUUGUCUUGUUAUGGCAGAAAGUUAAUUUCCUUUUUUCUUUCAGCUAA
Messenger RNA from Trifolium pratense (red clover), 1408 nucleotides. RefSeq names its product probable disease resistance protein At5g47260. Lineage: Eukaryota; Viridiplantae; Streptophyta; Magnoliopsida; Fabales; Fabaceae. Gene Ontology annotation, molecular function: ADP binding. Bases 588 to 1166 code for a protein of 192 amino acids. The transcript has 2 exons. The record is from RefSeq and is a predicted model, not a curated record.